Molecule: messenger RNA, 1021 nt
Organism: Oryza brachyantha (malo sina)
Lineage: Eukaryota; Viridiplantae; Streptophyta; Magnoliopsida; Poales; Poaceae
Product: soluble inorganic pyrophosphatase 6, chloroplastic
Exons: 5
Coding region: 74-931 (285 amino acids)
Biological process (GO): phosphate-containing compound metabolic process
Cellular component (GO): cytoplasm
Molecular function (GO): inorganic diphosphate phosphatase activity; magnesium ion binding
Source: RefSeq, a predicted model, not a curated record
CCCACUUUCCAGUCUCCCGCCGCCGCCGCCGCCGCCCGCCGCGGACUUCAGCGAUCCCCCGGAGCUCUCGACGAUGGCGACGGCGGCCACGGCGUCCGCUACGGCAGCCACCCGCUUCACGCGGCUGGCGGGAGUCGGGCUACGGAACGCCCGCCUCCCCACCGCGGUCCGUUUCCAGCGCCGGGUGCUCACCACCACCGCGCUCCUCAGGACCGCCGAGCUCCGGCCCAAGGAGCAGGGCCUGCCAGAGACGCUCGACUACCGCGUGUUCCUCGUCGACGGCGGGGGGCGCAAGGUGUCGCCGUGGCACGACGUGCCGCUGCGCGCCGGCGACGGGGUGUUCCACUUCGUCGUGGAGAUUCCCAAGGAGAGCAGCGCCAAGAUGGAGGUCGCCACCGACGAGUCCUUCACGCCCAUCAAGCAGGACACGAAGAAGGGCAACCUCCGAUACUACCCGUACAACAUUAAUUGGAAUUAUGGAUUAUUUCCCCAAACAUGGGAGGACCCAACUUUUGCAAACACCGAUGUUGAAGGAGCACUUGGGGAUAAUGAUCCUGUUGAUGUUGUUGAGAUUGGUGAAAGACGUGCUAACAUUGGAGAUGUUCUUAAGGUGAAACCCUUGGCAGCUUUAGCAAUGAUUGACGAGGGGGAGCUUGAUUGGAAAAUUGUGGCCAUUUCUUUGGAUGAUCCUAAAGCAUCUCUUGUGAAUGAUGUGGAUGAUGUUGAGAAGCAUUUCCCGGGUACAUUGACUGCCAUCAGAGAUUGGUUCAGAGACUACAAGAUACCGGACGGUAAGCCUGCAAACAGAUUCGGUCUAGGCAACAAACCGACAAGCAAGGAAUAUGCUCUGAAGGUCAUACAAGAAACCAACGAAUCAUGGGAGAAAUUGGUGAAGAGGAAUAUCCCUGCCGGAGAGCUCUCACUAGCCUAAUCUUCUGUCCAUGAGAAUCCAUCAGAUUCAUUUGGUCAUGUACCAAAAGCUUGUUUUAUAAGCUAUAAACAUGCUACUUCAUCUUCUGAA